Molecule: messenger RNA, 3394 nt
Organism: Motacilla alba alba
Lineage: Eukaryota; Metazoa; Chordata; Aves; Passeriformes; Motacillidae
Gene: PDE6H
Product: phosphodiesterase 6H
Exons: 4
Coding region: 315-572 (85 amino acids)
Biological process (GO): visual perception; positive regulation of G protein-coupled receptor signaling pathway; positive regulation of epidermal growth factor receptor signaling pathway
Cellular component (GO): photoreceptor outer segment membrane
Molecular function (GO): cGMP binding; 3',5'-cyclic-nucleotide phosphodiesterase activity
Source: RefSeq, a predicted model, not a curated record
UGCUGUCAGGGGCAAUUAGGUAACACCUCGUCAGAGGAGGGAGCAGAGGAAGUGCAUGGCAGAGGAUCUUAUGCAUCAACAGUCUUUGCAUCCACAGCCAUCAGCUCUUGCCCACGAGCUGCGUGCUGGUGCUGGCAGAAGCAAAAGAGCUCUGGCAGACCAGGAAACAUUGGGAGAAGGCAGCAUAGCACUUGCAGAGAUCUAGAGAAGACUCAGAACGUUUGUCAAGCCACCUGUUUGAUCUGGUACCAAGGAUUAUCCAAGUAACCAGAGGGAUCUGAGAGAGGCACGUGCCCGCUGCACACAGCCCAGUGAUGAGUGAGACCCCAGCCGCCAACCUCAACACUACAGAUGCUCCAACCGGUCCCACCACACCACGCAAGGGGCCUCCCAAGUUCAAGCAGAGGCAGACAAGGCAGUUCAAGAGCAAGCCCCCCAAAAAAGGAGUAAGAGGGUUUGGAGAUGACAUCCCAGGCAUGGAGGGGCUGGGCACAGAUAUCACCGUGAUUUGCCCAUGGGAAGCUUUCAGCCAUCUGGAAUUGCACGAGCUGGCCCAGUUUGGGAUCAUCUAAGGCAUCAGCAUCUCUACUGGUGUCACCUGGUGACUCCACAGAUCCCAGCAUGGUCUUUACCACCUUUGACACUUACUUUUGGCCCUUGCUUCCUCUUGCUUAUGGGCAGGGUGGUUUUGUAAGAGCUAGUUAAGAGAAACUUAACUUUGCAGAUUAAUUUGGCAAAGAAGUUAUUUGGGACCCUGAGCAGACCUCAUGUUCCAUGUGAUGAAACUACUGAAAAAUGUCUUAAUGUCUCCCUGCACCAUAUUCUUUCUUCUCUCACUGUCAUAGAUCUUCAAUGUUUAUGGCGAUACGGGGAGGCUGUAUUUGAACUUUUUCCCUGAUUAGCUGAGAUAUUGUGUGCAUGUAUGUCCAGACCUAAUUAAAUCAGCCUAUUCUGUUUUCUUCCUUCCCUCCUUUCCUCCACCUUUCUAUAUAGAAUUUCCGUGGGUAGGUCCCUGUGUUAUUUGGGCCACCAGUUAUUUGCUCAGAGUACAUCUGUAGAGAGCAGCAUUAGAGUCUCCAGACAUUAGGUUGUUUUCCAUAGGAGAUCUUUCCCCAGCAGCUCACCAUAAGGAACGUGCUGCUAAGAUUUACCUCAACAGCAAAUGGGGAAAAGGGCUUGCAAAUGCUGUCUCUGCUGUACUGCCCACAGGCUAUGAACUAUGAGAGUCUGGCUGUUCUCAUGAUGUUAAAUGAAAAUGUGUGCAUUGAGAUCAAUAGCUAAGUGAAUUAAUCCUAUUAUUCAUUCCUUUGUGGUUGCAGUUCCAAAGAAGCAGCCCUCCAAAUGAUGCUGCAUUUCCUCUCCUUUGAUGGGAAGCCCUGUGUGACACUUGUCCCCAUGCCAAUACAUAUUUACAUGAGACAUUUGCUCCCCAGGACAUGCUUGCUGCUUAUUAAGACAGAGAAUCCUUAUGAUCUGUCACCAGACUGUGCCAGCAGUCCUGCCACAUGCAGCAGAAAAUGAUAUUGCAGUAAUUGCUCCCUCUUCCCUGUAUUUAGCAUAGGACAAGACUCCCUUCACCCUGCCCCUCAUAAGUAGGAAGGCUUUUCUCUCUUCACUCCCUGGCAAUUUCAAGCUCUGGAGCUUGUUUGGACAAGCAGGCAAAUGGUGUCUCCAGAGAGAAGUAACAGCAGAGCAAGCGGGGAGGCAGGGGAAGGGCAGGAUGUGUACAUGCAGGCAAGCACAGAGCGAAUCCACUUAACCCCAUCGAUCCGUGUCUGCUGGUCUCUGGCAGCCCGAGUGCUGCCAAGUGGUGAGGCACCCACAACCACCUAAAUGUUCAGGGAAGGCACCGAGAUUCCCUGGCAUUAAGGAAGGGCUUUUGGCUUGUUUGCAGACAAGGAGCAAGUUUAUUGUAGCUACAUAAUAUUCAUAAGAGGAGGUGGAAUUUUUAGUCAUUGCUUUUAGCUUAAGAAGCCUCAUUGCAUAAGAACUGCCUUCCCCUAUCUUAUCUUUCCUAGGCUGAGCAUGUUCAUGGGAGCAAGGAGUGAUUGUGCAGAGGAGAGCAAAUCCUGUCUAAACAAUUGAUCCCCACGCAUAAAGCAUUGCUAUAAAUCCAUGGUGGUGCCAUAGUUAUCUGCUACUGUUAUUCCAGAAAUAAAAGCUCGCAGUUUUCAGUUAAAAUACAGCUUGGGCACCAAAAGCUAAAGGAAAUUAAUUCCUGUUGGCAGUCCCGAGUACAGCUUUUAGUAUUCAGCACUCCUGCCAUUAGACGCAGCAGUAAGCCAUGGAGUGGUUCAGAGCAGCAGCACUAUCACAGCGCAGAAGUCGUGUACCAUUUAGCUAAUUGCAGCCCACAGCUAUUUCCUUGGGCAGAGGCACUCUGUCCUUUCCACUUACUUCCAGCUUCUCCUGCCUUUCUCACCUUUUAAUGCUUUUCUUCUUUCCCUAAGUGUUCUUUAUAUAAAUGAUGUUUUGUUUAGCUUUUACUAUAGGGAACUGAUUUCUCUUUUUUUUCAAGCUCACAUACUAGCCCUCUCGUUUUGCAGUUAAAUGUGAAUGUUUGUAUGGCAAUACUCUCAUGCUCUCCCUCCCAUUAUGCCACCCUGUUACAUAUGAUCCUUAUUCCACCUUCUCAAUCUGUCCUCUUCUCUCCGGGAAAAGACCCAUUAGAUCCAGUUUUGAAUCCUUCAAGCUGGCUGCCUCUAUUUUAAUUGAGUUUUCCCUUUGUCAAGUGCGACAAAAACAAGAGAAGGAAAUUUAAAUUCAUCAUUUUGCUCCCUUUUCGUCCCAGACCUUGGGAAAGCAGUCCACAGACAAUGAGAUACUUUGUCAGAAAAUGCUGGGGUAAAAGCAAACUUCUCCAUAGUCCAGGGACUGAAGUUUAAGCAAAUCAGAAGGUUCCUGGUGUAGUUCCCCAUCUGAUUGCCAUAGCCCAAGUUCCCAUCAGAGAGCUUCCCCAUUUUCCUUCCUAGAGGAGUCCAGCAGGAAUGCACACAUAACCCAGCUCUCAUACCUGGCUGAUGAGCUGUAUCAGAAGAUGGAUGUUUUGAGCCAACACAGUUUGUUAGCUAUUUUAAAAAUAACUAUUUCUAUUCAUUAAUAGGAAUCACAUUCAUUCCUUUACUUGUAAGGAAUUUUGAGGCUUAGAACAAGAGUCUUAAAACACACUCACAGCUGUUUUGUCUGAGGUUCUGAGUUUUUUCUAAUGAGCCAUAAUUCCUGAAAUUUCCAUUUUUCAGUGAGAGAUGGCUAUGGUGCAAGAAAGCAAAUGUGUUAAAGCAGCUCAUUGAAGGACUUCAGUCUAUACGCAUUGUAAUAUGUUAUUCUCUGUUCUUUUACUAUAAAAAUAUGUCAAAAGGAAUAAAAAUUAAUAAAAAUGUUUAAAAAAUCUUAA